Molecule: messenger RNA, 696 nt
Organism: Carassius auratus (goldfish)
Lineage: Eukaryota; Metazoa; Chordata; Actinopteri; Cypriniformes; Cyprinidae
Product: gastrula zinc finger protein XlCGF57.1-like
Exons: 2
Coding region: 1-696 (231 amino acids)
Biological process (GO): regulation of immune system process; negative regulation of transcription by RNA polymerase II; regulation of cytokine production
Cellular component (GO): nucleoplasm
Molecular function (GO): RNA polymerase II cis-regulatory region sequence-specific DNA binding; DNA-binding transcription repressor activity, RNA polymerase II-specific
Source: RefSeq, a predicted model, not a curated record
AUGCAUGUUAGAGUUCACACUGGAGAGAGGCCAUAUCACUGCCAACAGUGUGGAAAGAGCUUCACUCAACAAGGAGCCCUUAAAAGACACAUGAGAACUCACACGGGAGAGAAGCCUUACACCUGCCAACAGUGUGGAAAUGGUUUCACUCAAAAAGGACACCUUAAAAAUCACAUGAGAACUCACUCGGGAGAAAAGCCGUUUAUCUGUCGACAGUGUGGAACUGGUUUCACUCAAAAAGUACACCUUCAAGGUCACAUGAGAACUCACACAGGAGAGAAGCCUUACACCUGUAAACAGUGCGGAAAGAGAUUCACACAGAAAAACACCCUUCAUUCCCACAUGAGCAUUCACACUGGAGAGAAGCCUUAUACAUGCGAACAGUGUGGAAAUUACCACAUGAGAAUUCACACGGGAAAGAAGCUGUACACAUGUGAUCGUUGUGGAAAGAAUCUCGCAACGGGAUUUACCCUUAAGUGUCAUAAGAUCAUGCACACUGGAAAGAAACCCUUCAAAUGUGAUCAGUGUGGCAGGCGUUUCAUUCGUAAGACGAGCCUUAAUUACCACAUGAAGACUCAUUCAGCAGAGAAAGGCUGUAAAUGUUCUCAGUGUGGAAACAGUUUCAGUCAUAAAGUUAGCCUCUACGCUCACAUGAGAAAACAACACAAUCAAGAGAAGCCUGCUUCUCACAAAUAG